AUGGCCGUUAUCACAUCCCUCCGCUUACCUGUGCUCUACGACUCCGCUGCAUCCGUUCAACAUAGCGGCCCAUCAAUAGACUGGCUAUCUGGUAGAUGGCAUAUAUCUCACUCUUCGCUGCCCAUGUGGCGCGAUAAGCGCAACUGCACCGUUGACUAUGCCCCCCUCGCCCCCGCCGCCUCGAUGCUUCCACGGGUUGAUGACAUGGUACACUACCAAAUGUUGAAUUCUGAUUCGGUCUCUCAAAUCCACGCCAUAAAUACGGGCUGGAAAGGUAAUCCCGCUGGUUGGACAUGGCGCGGUACUGGCUGGAUUACUCAAUUUAUCUCCUGCGAUUGGGAAAUUUUCGGCUACGGAGAAUUGUCUGGAGGGGGGCACUGGAUGAUUAUGCAUUUCCGCGCCACUUGGCUGUCGAAAGCUGGAUUGGAUCUUUUUACGAGAGGGGUAGAUGGGACAUACCGCCAUUUGGAAGAAGCUGAAUACACUAGCAUCAUCGAGGAGGUUGAGAAAUUGGCCACAGACCACCCCGAACUAUCAUCUUUAAUAAGUGAAUUCCGGCGCGUGCAGAAUGAUGGCGCAAAUACGAGGGCAACCCCAUGA
This is a messenger RNA of Talaromyces marneffei, 600 nucleotides long. RefSeq lists its product as uncharacterized. The transcript has a single exon. The record is from RefSeq and is a predicted model, not a curated record. NCBI's taxonomy places the organism in Eukaryota, Fungi, Ascomycota, Eurotiomycetes, Eurotiales, Trichocomaceae. The coding region runs from base 1 to 600 and encodes 199 amino acids.